Molecule: messenger RNA, 1461 nt
Organism: Durusdinium trenchii
Lineage: Eukaryota; Dinophyceae; Suessiales; Symbiodiniaceae
Source: the annotation of a GenBank genome assembly
AUGCUGUCUAUAUUUGCUGACGAGCAAUUCAAGGGCUCAGCUUUGGUCGACCUAGCUCAGAGCAAGGGGGUCAGGCAGCCUACGAGCAAGGAGAUCAGCAUCAACUAUGUCUGGUUGUUGCCUUGCGUAAACUACAGCCCAGCUAAGGUUCCUUCCGCCUACUUCCUCACGGAUGUCUUUGUGGAGCUUGACAAGCGACUUGACAAGAAGCUGUUUCGCCCUGCAAAGGGAGAGUGUCGAGUUCAGCUGGCUGGCCUAGAGGGUUGCAAACUGAAGAGAUGUCUCGGUGCCUUGAGAGCUUUGUGGCGGAGUUCACGGACUGGUGGCAGCGAGAAAAUGCGUCACUUGAAGUCUUUUCUUCGCGACAGCCCUGCUCACCAUGGACGAAAGCGCCGACCUUCUUUGUCUUCUGGCGACGAGGCAGCAGAUGAAGCUGCAGAUGACCCAGUUUCUGAUGAAGCUGCAGAUGAGCCAGUUUCUGAUGAAGCUGACCCAGCACCUCACCCAGCUUCUGAUGAAGCUGCAGAUGACCCAGUUUCUGAUGAAGCUGCACGGGACUCGGCUUCUGAAGAUUCAGAGGGCCCAGCUUCGGAAGAGCCUUCUUCUGAGAGUGACGAUGAAGAGAAGAGCGCUGCAAAGGGAACAUCGGAACCUUGCGAAGAUGCCGCAAGAUUGGAAAAGGCCUCGUCUGAUGACAGCCUCACAGCGCCCACGCUGGUUCUGGGGCAAAGCAAUGACUCUGAGGAAAGCAAUGAUGAGAGCAGCUCGGAGCACAGAGACUCUCAAGUGUCGUCGGGCUGGAUGGGAAAGGCAAUCAACUAUUACGGCCGGCAAGAGAGAGAAGCCAUGGAUUGGGAGACUAAGACCCAUCAAAAGCUUCUGGCGGACAUCAAGUCUGAUUUGGAAGAGGCCAUGGGCGGUGUGCUUCUACAAGGGGAGCAAUGGAUCCGAUAUGAAGAGUGGUGUUCCAAAGCGCUGCGCACUUAUGGUGAUUCUGCCUAUGCCAAGCUGUCCGGCCUGGAUUACUUCAAAGAGUGGAUUCUGAAGAGCAAGGAGACUGCGCAGAAGCGCCCCUUCAACAAGGCCUUGGGCCUUAUGGGGAUGGGCGAAGCGCUGGACGAUACGGACUCCAAUGCCAAGACCCCGGCGGCCAAGCGGCCAAAGCAAGGCGACGAAGUUGCGCGGGCUCUGUUUCAAACUCCUCCUCCCAUAGUCGGCCCUCAGACCGCGCCCAAGUUUGACAGAAAGGCCAAGCACAUGUCUGAGCGCAAGGGCCAAGACACGCUGGAUGCGUUGGGCGGGGGGCAAUUUGGGGACAUCAUGACCAAGUUCCAUGAGCAUGACCUGGAUGCACUUGGCGUUCCAGAAGAGGCCAGGCCCCGUGUUGGACAGCUACACCAUGGUCGUCAUGGGUACACCGCUCGUUCCAAGUCAGGAGCUGCCUCUUGUCCUGAUAUAUGA